CCUGCCCUUUCCAGCCCCAACUCCAACCCCCAACGCACCUGAGGUCAGGGCGGCCUCGGAAGAGGCUACGGGUGAAUUCCUGCAUCUCGCUCUCCCGCGCCAUUUUGCUCCACCCGGGAUUAGCGGCUCCCGCCUUUUUUCCUGUCGGCCUCCGUCAGAGCGUUUGACAGGAGGUCGCGCAAGCGCAGUGUCCUGGCACCGUAGGGUAAGGGACCGUUAGGUCGCAGUGGUGAGCCGCUUGAACCGAGAACUUUGCCAGACAAAACUUGCUUUUUCCAGGCAGUUGGAGUGUCUCGCGGCUCAUUCCCUUUCUUAGAAUAAAUCUUUUCUAAAGGUUCUCAUUAGAAACCGCUUCGGCGCCGGCAAGCUUAGUUGUGACGUCAACAACCCGCGACUUUGCCUCUAUCCGUGGUCGCGCACCAGCUAAUCCGCUGUUAUUUAGAAAGGCAGAAAAAAGGGGACUCCUCGCCAAGAGACUGGGAAUCUCUGAGGGCGGCAGGGAGCCUUUUUGUGGCUUCAAAUCUCUAAGCACGUUUGGUAUCAGUAACGGCACCCUCCGCCAUCAGCCAUCUCUCUGACGCCAUCUUUAGCGUAGCCACCGGAUACCGCGCUCCUUUCCCGAUACACCCCAGGAGGGCAGCCAGUGCGGUUAGGCUCCUUGGGCCCGGGGUACGCCGGGAAUUGUAGUCCGGGGGCACAGCCUUGCAAAGUCUCCGGAAGUCGAGGUGUGAGAGACCGUGCCGAGCCGCCUCCGGGUAGCGGGACUCCCUACGCUGGGGCACUGCUCCGGGGGCCAAUCAUGAACGGGCCGGCGGACUGCGAAGUGGACUACAAGAAGAAAUACCGGAACCUGAAGCGGAAGCUCAAGUUCCUCAUCUACGAACACGAGUGUUUCCAGGAGGAACUGCGGAAGGCACAGAGGAAAUUGCUGAAGGUGUCCCGGGACAAGAGUUUCCUCCUAGACCGACUUCUGCAGUAUGAGAACGUGGAUGAAGAUUCUUCCGACUCAGAUGCCACUGCAUCUUCCGAGAACAGCGAGACAGAGGGGACACCCAAGUUGUCGUCGGAUACUCCAGCUCCCAAGAGGAAGAGAAGCCCUCCGCUGGGGGGUGCCCCCUCCCCCUCCAGCCUCUCCCUGCCUCCUUCAACAGGGUUUCCCCUUCAGGCCUCCGGGGCCCCCUCCCCAUACCUGAGCUCGCUGGCUUCUCCCACCUAUCCCCCAUUCCCUUCUGACUACCUGGCCCUACAGCUGCCCGAGCCCAGCCCCCUGAGGUCCAAGCGGGAGAAACGGCCCCGCCUGCCCCGGAAACUCAAGCAGAAUGGCCGAGACUGCCGUGAGCAGGGAGACCAGCGAGGCGGCCCCGUGGUCCUCCAGGUGCCGUGGAGAGGGGAUGGGAAUGAGCUGCAGGAUGUUCUGAAAGACCACCCGUGGGCUAGAGAUCACUCUGGCUGCACUGAGGAGGAGGAGCUGGCUCGGGGAGAGGCUGAAGGCAGGGAGUCCAGUUAGGAGGCUGGUACCGUAGCACAGAUGUUCAGCGACACGGGCAGCGGGGACGAUGCCCUGGACGGGGACGAUGACCUGGUGAUCGACAUCCCGGAGUGACCGCCACCUACCCCCACCACCCCCAGCCCCGUAUCUGCACACACGCGCCCCAGCUUCCUCAGAGGCAUUUAUUGACACCCAGUUGCCAUGCUUCGGCCACUGACACAAUCAGAAAAGGCGUAAACAUGCACAGAUGUCCCCUGGGAAGGCGGGCCCCUCACCAGGGAGGGCAAGCCCUGUCCCACAUCCCGGCCCCAUCCAGGGGACACUUAGUAAAGGAGUGCCAGGGAGCAACUGCCACCCCUCAGGAGGCAGAGCCCCUGCAGUGGGCACCCCUUUAAGUGGGCAGCUGUACAGGGCUAGUUUUGUUAACGAAGACUCUAUUAUAUUAAAGAGGUGGCUCUUUUCUAUUUCUUGUCGUUCC
Messenger RNA from Choloepus didactylus (southern two-toed sloth), 1967 nucleotides. RefSeq names its product INO80 complex subunit E (gene INO80E). The coding region runs from base 800 to 1507 and encodes 235 amino acids. The record is from RefSeq and is a predicted model, not a curated record. Gene Ontology annotation, cellular component: nucleus; Ino80 complex. Gene Ontology annotation, biological process: chromatin remodeling. Lineage: Eukaryota; Metazoa; Chordata; Mammalia; Pilosa; Megalonychidae. The transcript is spliced from 9 exons.